Molecule: messenger RNA, 1920 nt
Organism: Hypoxylon trugodes
Lineage: Eukaryota; Fungi; Ascomycota; Sordariomycetes; Xylariales; Hypoxylaceae
Exons: 3
Coding region: 106-1758 (550 amino acids)
Source: RefSeq, a predicted model, not a curated record
CAUCAUAUGAGGGGUUUCCCUUCCUAUAAGACACCUAGGUACAUAGUGGAAGUAAUUUACGUUUUAUAUCGUGGUUCAUUGCAAGUUAUUUGAUGUAGGAAAAUAAUGUAUCGUAUUUCAGACCAUGUAGCUUCCUGUCUGAAACUAUUCAGGUCCACAGCGAUCAAUGGUCUUCCUAAUAGUUCUAAUGAGUUUGUAGCCUUUCGAAUAACGGACGAAUUUGCGAGGUUCAAGGUCUGGUCAAGUAAUAUCGGAGCUCAUAGAAUUGGAAAGAGCUCGCUCGACUACCGUCUCCGAGAUGCUUCUCAUUUGCAGAAACAAGUCGAGAACUUACUCACCGACCUGAGCAAUUCUCUCAAGAAUGCCCUGUCUAUCCUGAGUGGCGAGAAAGUACCUUGGGACGAGCUGCUUGUUGAAGAGGAAGACUAUGGCCAAGACGUAGAUGGGCCAACUCACGGUAAUGUUGAAUUUGACACAGAGCUAGAUCAAAUCCUAGCAGACAUUACAGAAGUCGUGGAUUGUCUGCUGAGACUUUCCGUAUCGAUUCGCAACCCCGCUCCUCAUGACAGACUAAGAGCCUCCGGGCGUAUAAAUGUCUCCCAUUACGAAACGUCUGACAUCUCUCAUGUUGCAACCAAAUUCGACUCGGCAGAUCCAAAGCUUUCCGAAUGCUUAGGUAAAGCGAAUUCCCGCCGAAGGCAAUAUUUCAGAUACAGGGCUUCCCAUCAUGGUAUUCUCUCAGAAGGCCUGGACGCGGACUUCAGUAAAUCAGAAUUCGAGGGGCAAAGCACAGUUGCAUCGUCGAUACCGCAAUCCCAAAAAGGCAAAGUGCCAAAUCUUAGGCUCAACUGUAUUGACGAAGAUGAAUUAUCCGAUAGUGGUAUAACCCAGAGCUCGUUUGCAACCACACGAGGUGAUGGCGGGCCACACAUUCCAGCUCUACCAGCCAAAGCCUCAAAAGGCCCAUUUGAAUGUCCAUUUUGUUAUAUGAUGAUAUCAGUCUCCAGUAGACGUGCGUGGAAGAAGCACAUUUUCGCCGACCUUCGGCCUUAUAAUUGCCUGGUCUUGGACUGCCCCGUUGUGGGGAUUGAUUUCGCAAGACGGCAUCAAUGGAUGGACCACAUACUACAAAAACACUGGCGUCUUUGGCAUUGCGCAUUUUGCAGUCACCCACCAUUCAACUCAUCUGAAAGCUUCCAGGGCCACUUACAAAAUUCACAUGGUGAGAUCGCCAGUAAUGACCAACUAAUAGCUUCCUUAGAGCUCUCCACAAACCAACGCCCACUCGAUAACCCCAGUAAUUGCCCUCUCUGCCAAGAACCAAUGUCGUCAACUAACGAGUACAAACGCCACGUUGGUCGCCACUUGGAAGACAUCGCAUUGUUCGUUCUUCCCACCCCUGAUGACGAUAGCGGUGAUGAAAACCUGGAAGAUCUGACCUCAAUGGAUAUUGAUGAUUCUUCCACCGAAUCAUCUGACUCUGGUGCCGGGGAAGGAGAGGCUGUAAACGCUUUGAGUGAAACAGACAAUCACUCGUGGAUGGAAAUCGAAGUUGGACGGGAGCCGGUGGAGGACUUUUUCGGAUACAAUACGCCGAUUCGCCCUUCAACCAACUUAGUUGAAAUAGGUAUUAUUUUAAUAUUCAUGGCCAACCCCAGGCAAUCCGCCACGGCUUACACUAUAGCUAACAAAAUUAGGACUGAAUGCUUACAGGACCGCUCGGGUAGCCGAAGUUCUCGACGAAUUAAGAACGACUAACUAUUACAUGGCAGCAGAGCCAGUAGACCCGCCGAAUAUCGAUGACUUUUACACGGAAGGAUGGGCGGUAUUGCGACAAUGUUCAAUAGAUGCCCAACAUAUUGUCAAUGCAGCGGCAGAUAUUACAGUGCCACAGGCAGGGGGUGACGACGCGGAACAGGC